Messenger RNA from Osmerus eperlanus (European smelt), 1783 nucleotides. RefSeq lists its product as uncharacterized. The coding region runs from base 731 to 1783 and encodes 350 amino acids. The record is from RefSeq and is a predicted model, not a curated record. The transcript is spliced from 10 exons. NCBI's taxonomy places the organism in Eukaryota, Metazoa, Chordata, Actinopteri, Osmeriformes, Osmeridae.
GACAUAUUUAGAAUUUGUGGCUCCAGAUAAUUUUACCUUCACAUACAUUUAAUGUAACCUAUUCUAGAGUCCAGCUUUAGUCUGUCUACUGUGAUGUCUCUACUGUGCAGUGCAUUACUGGUUAAUGAUUAUUUUGGAAGUUUUUUGACAGAUGCAAAAUGUUGCUGCGAGUUCAGUUUGGUGUAGAGCAAAAGUAUGUCAAGCUGUCAGAGCUGACAUUUGAUGCUUUCUUGCAAGAAGGAUAUACUCUGCUAUCAAAAUGUGUUUAAUGGUGCAAUCCUAAUUGAUAUACAGUAUACAUGCUUCAUUCAAUGACCAGAAAACAUAAUUUUUGUUACCAGUGUUCACAAAAUUCAGCAUACCCGAAGAAUGUCAGGCUGAAAUCAAGGUGUAUGACCAGUCUGACACAGAAGUCGACUCAGAGGUUUUUCAAGAAAUCGCAAAGGAGUCACCUGGAACCUUUCGGGUCACUCUAGGCAUAAAAGAACUUGGUGCCUCUCCAUCAUCAACCUCUGUAAGAUCUGAUGACACGGUAAUUCUAAACCUCUCUGUGUGUGACCCUAAUGAAGAAGCAGCCACUGUUGAAGGAAGCCAACCUAAAAGACCAUGCAGAGUAAACUGUGAGGCAAAAGGGUUGAUUGAAAAAAUCCUAACAUCAAAACCCGGUGGUGAACGUAUUAUCCACGAGUAUGAUAAGACCAAAAGUCUCACAGAUGCCACCAGAAGACAAAUGAUUAACAUACUUGCUGCUGAGAUGACAGAAACACAUGGGACAUCCCCCCCCAAAAGUGUCAGGGUGAUGUAUGCACAGGGGAUUGUUGCAUUCUUUCCUUAUCUGGAAGACCCAUAUUCACAACAUGGAUAUGAACAUUACUACGAUCCAGAGAGUGGGUCUGGAUACCUGGCAUGGCGUUUGAAGACCAUACAAAGAAAAAUCGCUGAAGAAAAAGGGGCCUCAGAAAGCAAAUCCCCCAAAACUGGUGGGCCAGGCCAUGGUAGACAACCUAUCACCAGUGACCAAGUACCAACUGACAAAGAGGUGGAAGCAGCCAUUGCUGUUUUGAGAUACUCUGCUGAUGAAGACACAAUCCGUGAGAAGAUGAAAACUACUUUUGUGUAUCGCCAAGCAAUGGUCAAUAAUGCAGACAAGUCAGCAGAUGUAUUUUUGGUCUUCCCACGGUUUUUGGACACAGCAGGACUGAUAGAACAAGACUUCAGACAUGUGUUUGGUGAGGCCACAGCCAACACAUUCCUGGAGAAGUGGCCAACCACUUUCAAAGAAAAGGUGAUGAAGGAAAGCCAGGGACUCGUACACACCACAGAACUCUUGGAUUUGAUGCGCAAUGCUGAGUCAGCUGUGGAGACUGAGAAUGGCUGGGACUGUGACAUAUCUGCCAUCCUGCUGCUGCUACAUUUGCUACCACCAGCUGCACAAGGGCGAAAGAGGCCAGGAAAGAUGUCUGCAUCUCAAGCAGCAGAUAAGCUCAUCAGAUUUCAAAAGGUUGGAACCAGUGUGCAGCAGCAUCUAGAUGGCAUCACCCAAAGCAGUCAGCCCUACCUUCUUGCCCUUGGAUCUACAAGGAGCUGCAUCCACUCCUACUUCAUUGUGGUCGACAAGCAUGCGCUACCAUGCAAAGCGACAGGUUCAGUGGGAGCCUUUGACGAACUCUUUAAGGCCCAUUUCGUCUUUGGUACGUCAUACAGUCCUUGCCUGAACAACUUUUUCACUUUUUUGCAAACAACCAUCUACAACAUUGACAUGGGGAACCAUCUACAACAUUGA